This is a messenger RNA of Echinops telfairi (small Madagascar hedgehog), 921 nucleotides long. It is a transcript of the gene KCNMB3, whose product is annotated as potassium calcium-activated channel subfamily M regulatory beta subunit 3. Gene Ontology annotation, biological process: detection of calcium ion; potassium ion transport. The record is from RefSeq and is a predicted model, not a curated record. NCBI's taxonomy places the organism in Eukaryota, Metazoa, Chordata, Mammalia, Afrosoricida, Tenrecidae. Gene Ontology annotation, molecular function: calcium-activated potassium channel activity; potassium channel regulator activity. Gene Ontology annotation, cellular component: membrane; voltage-gated potassium channel complex. The coding region runs from base 1 to 852 and encodes 283 amino acids. The transcript has 4 exons.
AUGCAGCCUUUCAGCAUCCCCGUUCAGAUCACGCUCCAAGGCGGCCGGAGGCUCCAGGGCAGGACUGGUUUUUCAACCUCCGGGAAGAAGAGAAAUCCAGACCGCCAUGACGGAGAGCCCCUGGAAGUGCAUAAGAAACUGCCCUCCAGCGCCGGAGAAGACCGAGCCAUGCUCCUGGGGUUUGCCAUGAUGGCGCUCUCAGUCCUGAUGUUCUUCUUGCUUGGAAUAAACAUCCUGAAGCCGUUCAUGCUCAGUACUCAGAGAGAAGAAUCGAACUGCACUGUUAUCCGCACACACAUCAUGGAAGACUGGCUGGACUGCACUUCCACCUGUGGAGUGACCUGCCAUGGGCAGGGGCAGUACCCCUGUCUCCAGGUGUUUGUGAACCUCACCCACUCAGGUCAGAAAGCUCUGCUACAUUAUAAUGACCAGGCGCUACAGAUCAACGCCAAGUGCUUUUACACACCUACGUGCCACGGAGAUAGGGAUGACUUGCACAACAGUGCUCUGGACAUAAAAGAAUUCUUCGAUCACAAGAAUGGAACCCCCUUUCCAUGCUUCUACAGUCCGGACAGCCAACUGGAAGAUGUGGUUCUCAGAAGAAAGCACGACCAGAUGGUGAUCUUCCACUGUUUGUUUUGGCCCUCACUGACUCUGCUGGGUGGCGCCCUGAUUGUUGGCAUGGUGAGACUGACACAGCACCUGUCCCUACUGUGCCAAAAGGAACGCACUGCAGUCAGAGAGGAGGUAGGUGACCACGUGCCCUUUACAGAACAGCAUCAUUUCCUACUGUGUGGCGUGAGGAGGAGCAGAGGACGGGACAGAGAGAUCGUGAGAUGGUGGCCAAAUUAGAGCCUUGUCUUUUAGGUGCCCUGUCCGUAGUUCAGGAAGGAACUAUGCCUGCCCGCAAAUAAAUCCUAU